Messenger RNA from Protopterus annectens (West African lungfish), 651 nucleotides. RefSeq names its product uromodulin-like. The transcript is spliced from 4 exons. Gene Ontology annotation, biological process: neutrophil migration. Gene Ontology annotation, cellular component: cell surface; apical plasma membrane. The record is from RefSeq and is a predicted model, not a curated record. NCBI's taxonomy places the organism in Eukaryota, Metazoa, Chordata, Ceratodontiformes, Protopteridae. The coding region runs from base 1 to 651 and encodes 216 amino acids.
AUGUUGAGUAAUAAUUUUCUUCUUCCAGAUGAAGAUAUUCAGAAUAAUCCUUGUUUUAGCAACACUUUUUCACCAGAGCGUGGUAUAUCUACUUAUGUCUUUACUUUUGGUUCAGCAAAUCCAAAUUGUACCACUGUGGCUACAGUGAAUGGCACUCAUGUUACUUACAGCCUUGAUGUUUUGUUUAAAUAUAACACAACCGGUCUCCUCGUCAUCUUUUAUAACAGUAUAAACGUAACCUUUGUUUGUUCAUACCCUUUGCACAUGGAUGCAAGUCUAGAUAUAAGUGUGAGUCCUUUGUUAAGAACCAACAGCAUAACUGUUGCAGGAUCUAUGACCUAUGUUACUACAAUGCAGAUGUACAAGUACUCAAACUAUACAAGGCCCUACACAGUCAAUGACAUGCCACUUGUCUUUAUUGUUGGAACACCAGCGUACAUAGGAGCAAGUGUCCAAGGUGCAGAUCCAUCCAUGUUUGCACUCAAAGUGCAGUCGUGCUAUGCAACACCUACCCACGAUUCAAAUGACCCUAUAAAAUACCCCAUUAUCUCUGGUGGAGAAAUAGAUGUCAAAAAGAAGUGGGCCACCAACAAGCACUGGGGAACUUUGCUAGUGACUGGCCUCUUGGUGGAGAGGUCUUACCUGUUUUGA